Molecule: messenger RNA, 1674 nt
Organism: Symbiodinium natans
Lineage: Eukaryota; Dinophyceae; Suessiales; Symbiodiniaceae
Source: the annotation of a GenBank genome assembly
AUGGUGGCCCCUGCGGAUCCACGCUUUGGGGACUACCAGUGCAACAACGCCAUGGGCCUCUUCAAGCAGAGCAAGAAGGAAGGCGGCAAGGAGGGCUGGAAAAGCCCCCGAGAUGUCGGCGAGGCGAUCAAGUCAGCACUGCCCUCGGAGGCGGCAGACCUUUUUGCAGAGGUCAACGUGGCGCCACAAGGCUUCAUCACAGUGAAGCUGAGCUCACAGUGGCUCCACAAGCAGGUGGCAGAACUCUUCGACCACGGACUUCAACUGCGAAGUGGCAUGUCCCAGCGCAUUGUCAUCGACUACUCCUCUCCAAACAUAGCCAAGGAGAUGCAUGUGGGCCACCUGAGGUCGACCAUCCUCGGGGACACCAUGGCCAACCUCUUUGAAGACUUGGGCCACGACGUGGUGCGCCUGAACCACGUGGGUGACUGGGGGACCCAGUUCGGCAUGCUCCUGGAGUACAUGCGGAAGGAGGAGGCCCUGGAUGGAGAGGCCUCGUCCAUGGUCGUCAGCGACCUCCAGAAGUUCUACCGGAGUGCCAAGGAGGCCUUUGACGAGGACAACGACUUCCGGAAGAAAGCCCAAACGAACGUGGUGGAGCUCCAGGGGGGCGCUGAUUGGGCACGGACAGCCUGGAAUCGCAUCUGCGAGGCGAGCCGGAAAGAGUUUGACAACGUUUAUGGUCGCUUGCAGAUUCAAGGCCUGCAGGAGCGCGGGGAGUCUUUCUACAACGAGAUGCUGCCCGGUGUAGUUGCAGAGUUGCAGGAGAAGGGCCUGGUGACCGAAAGUGAUGGCGCCCUGUGCGUCUUUACGAAUGUGUCCGAGACACCGCUGAUUGUCCAGAAGGCUGACGGCGGCUUUGGCUACGACUCUACAGACUGUGCAGCAGUACAGCACCGGAUCAGGGAAGAGAAGGCCAACCGGGUUAUCUACGUCAUCGACAACGGCCAGGAGCUGCACAUGCGCAUGGUCUUCAGCGCUGCGGAGCAAGCAGGAUGGCUGUCAGAAGGCGCCCGGCUGGACUUCAUGGGCUUCGGGCUGGUUCAAGGCCAGGAUGGCAAGAAGUUCAAGACGCGGUCCGGGGAGGUCGUUCGCCUCAGGGACCUCCUGGACGAAGCCGCAGACAGGUCGGAGGUCGAGCUCCGCAAGCGCGCGGAGAAUGCAAACAUCCUCCUGGACGAGGAGAAGGAGGCGCAGCUCAAAGAGAACGCCGAGAGCAUCGGCGUGGCCGCUGUAAAGUAUUUCGACCUUCGCCAGAAUCGGAACUCCGACUACCGGUUCUCCUACGAUUCCAUGCUGGAUCCCAAGGGCAACACCGCAGUGUAUGUCCUCUACGCCUACGCGCGGAUCGCGGGAGUGCUCCGGAGGGCUGACUUCGAGGUGAGCUCCCUCUCCACGACGGACCUGGAGUUGACCGAGGCCCCUGAGAGGGCGCUCGCCCUUCGCCUCCUGCGCCUGCCCGACGUCAUUGCGCAGGUCGAGGAUGACCUCUUUCCCAGUAGGCUAGUGGAUCACAUGUACGGUCUCGCGACGGACUUCUCCUCCUUCUACACCGAGUGCCCUGUGGUGGGGUCGGACCAGCAAAAGAGUCGACUGAUCCUUUGCGAAGUGGUUCGGCGGCAGCUCGCUUAUUGCCUUGGCCUCUUGCGCAUUGAGCCCUUCGAGCAGCUUUGA